Ramularia collo-cygni is the source of this 1605-nucleotide messenger RNA. Its product is annotated as related to O-methylsterigmatocystin oxidoreductase. The transcript has 3 exons. Gene Ontology annotation, molecular function: oxidoreductase activity, acting on paired donors, with incorporation or reduction of molecular oxygen; iron ion binding; monooxygenase activity. Bases 1 to 1605 code for a protein of 534 amino acids. The record is from RefSeq and is a predicted model, not a curated record. NCBI's taxonomy places the organism in Eukaryota, Fungi, Ascomycota, Dothideomycetes, Mycosphaerellales, Mycosphaerellaceae.
AUGAUGCACAUAUCACCAGGCCUUGCGGCUCUGGGAGCUUUGUUGAUCUAUGGCCUGUAUCGACUUUUGUCGAUAGGAAGACGACCCAAAGGAUAUCCGCCUGGCCCGCCUACAAUUCCAAUCCUGGGCAACAUCCAUCUGAUGCCAACCAAAGACGCACACCUGCAAUUUGAGAAAUGGGCACAAGAGUAUGGCGAUAUAUACAGCUUGAUGUUGGGCACGAAGACUCUGAUUGUGCUCUCGAGCGACGAAGCUGUCAAGGAACUGCYCGACAAGAGAAGUAGCAACUUUUCUGAUCGUCCUGAGCUGUACAUCGGCAUGGAGCUUUGCUCCGGCAACCUUCGGGUGCUUAUGAUGCAUUACGGCGCCAAAUGGCGUAGCAUGCGCAAGAUGUUUCACCUGCUCUUGAACCAGAAUGUUGCCAACGAAUACGUUCCCUAUCAGAUACUGGAAAACAAGCAAAUGUUGAAUGACUUGCUGGACACGCCUGACAAGUUCUUGGAGCACAUCCGGCGAUACAGCAAUGCACUCACCACGUCUAUGGUCUUUGGCUGGCGGACACCUACAUACGAGGAUGAGAACAUCAAGCAACUCUUCGAUGGCUUCUCUGAAUUUGCUGUGAUCAACCAGACUGGAACUGCUGCCUYGAUAGACUUCUUCCCAUGGCUAAGGAAGCUGCCGGAUGCUUUGAUACCAACGAAGGCGAAGGCCAGAGAGCUCCACAACGUCGAACGAGAGCUGUACCUUAAGCACUGGCUGAGAGCAAAACAGGAGAUCAAAGAUGGAACCAUCAACCGUUGCUUUUGCGUCGGUAUGGCGGAAUCACAGACGAAAGAUGGCUUCAGUGAUGCACAAGCUGCCUACGUGAGCGGGACCCUGCUCGAAGCUGGGUCGGACACCACGUCAAGCACCCUUUACGCAUUUGUCCAGGCUAUGCUUCUCUACCCUACCGUGCAACGCCACGCCCAAGAAAUGAUCGAUAACGUGGUGGGRACUUCGCGCUUACCUACGAUGGAUGACAUGCCAAACAUACCCAUUGUUCGCAUGUUGAUGAAAGAGACUCUUCGCUGGAUGCCUACGACCAUUCUUGGUGCGGUCCCACACGCCGCCACCAACGCUGAUACCUACAAAGGCUUCAUCAUACCUGCUGGCGCGGGAGUAAUGAACAAUGUUUGGACAAUCAACCACCACCCUAACAGAGCACCCAACGGUCGAAAGUUCGAUCCCACUCGUUACAAAGAUGAUCAUCUCGGUCUAUACGAUUCCGCUUCCAAUCCAGACGGCGCCAAGCGUGACAUGUUCACAUUCGGUGCCGGACGACGCAUCUGUCCAGGAAUGCACGUCGCCGAACGUAGCUUGCUUCUAGGAAUCGCACGAAUGCUGUGGGCAUUCAACAUCGAGCCUGUCGUGGACGCAAAGGGCAACCAGAUAAUCCCAAAUCCCGAUGAGCUGACGCAAGGUUUCGUAUGCAUGCCAGUUGAAUUUCCAGCGAAGAUUACGCCACGAUCAAAGGAACGAGCAGAGGUCAUUAGGAGGGAAUGGCAAGUUGCUGAGAAGGAUUUGCUGGAUCCAGUAACGAAGCAAUGGAUUUCCACGCCGUUGUGA